This is a messenger RNA of Pollicipes pollicipes, 1250 nucleotides long. RefSeq names its product CDAN1-interacting nuclease 1. Bases 263 to 1237 code for a protein of 324 amino acids. The transcript is spliced from 6 exons. NCBI's taxonomy places the organism in Eukaryota, Metazoa, Arthropoda, Thecostraca, Pollicipedomorpha, Pollicipedidae. The record is from RefSeq and is a predicted model, not a curated record.
UCUUGUGAAUGUGGUGAGGUCGUGGCAUCUAAGGCAUUUUACAACGCCAAGUUUCGUUCCAAACGAACUGCCAGCCGGCGAUUCACAAAUAUUUGCCAUGUCGUGCGAGUGCUUGCCGUAAUAAUUGUCUCGUGUGGGCACCCAGUCAAUGGUCACAAACAGCGGCGGCAAAAAGCGGGAAAAUCAAACGUCACCCUCGCGGCAUUCGGGCCUGGCCGGGACCUGACAUUGUUCCGCACGGGUGUGACGUCAGCUGGCGGCCAUGGAGCGCCAGCAGUACAACGCGGUGGUGCGCUGCAUCUCGCGGCUCAGCUUCCCGCUGGACACCCGCGAGCUGACGUUCCCCGGCGUGCAGCGCGACACGCUGGGCAGCAUCGCCUGCCACGAGUACGUGCGCCACACCAAGCGCACCAUCUAUCAGCACAACAAGCCGCACAUCAUCGCGAAGUAUUACAAACAGUUCCUGGACGCGCUGGACGCCGGCGAGUCGGCGGGCGUGCUGCUGCGCAUGGCCACGCGCCUGCAGGUGGCGCCCGCCCUGCUCGCCAAGUUCAUCCUCAACUGCUACGCCAACGACACGGACGCAGCGUACCGGCGCAUGUCGGACCGCGGCAAGCGGCAGCGGCUGGCGCAGCUGGUGCGCGAGCCGGGCCUGCUGGCCGAGCCGCGCGUGGCCGCCGAGCUGCGGCUGUGUGUGCUGCGCGACAACGGCUACGGCCCGCUGGCCGAGCUCGUCAAGCACACGGUCGGUCUGGAGUACGAGAUGCGACUGAAGAAGAAGCUCAUCUCUCUGAAGAUCCCGUUUCUUGACGAAGACGACCUUCGGCGCCGGGGCCACGACAAGACCCCCGACGUGCUGCUGGACGUGCCGAUCGCGGUGUCGGGAUGCAUAGUGAACUGGAUCGAAAGCAAGGCCUCGUUCGGUGACGACGAGACCCACGAGGCCUACAUGCGGGACCAGUACGAGAAGUACUGGAGCAGGUUCGGACCGGGCAUGGUGAUCUACUGGUUCGGGUUCAUCGGCGACCUGCUGCCGGCCGCGUCGGCGCGCCACGUGCUGCUGCAGCACCGCUUCCCCGAGGAGCAGGUGCAGUUCAUGGCGCCGGAGCUGUCCGUGGCGCCGCUGGACGCCGCCGACGGCGAUCUGCCGCUUGGACCGCUCUUCGACGAGGAGAGCGACAGUGAAGAGGAGCGGCCGCUGCCCGAGGAGAACAGCGAGGAGGAGGUCUCGGUGUGACGCGUGUGUUGGU